This is a messenger RNA of Capsella rubella, 1773 nucleotides long. RefSeq lists its product as uncharacterized. The record is from RefSeq and is a predicted model, not a curated record. Gene Ontology annotation, cellular component: endoplasmic reticulum tubular network. NCBI's taxonomy places the organism in Eukaryota, Viridiplantae, Streptophyta, Magnoliopsida, Brassicales, Brassicaceae. The coding region runs from base 184 to 1407 and encodes 407 amino acids. The transcript has 6 exons. Gene Ontology annotation, biological process: endoplasmic reticulum tubular network organization.
UCUUUCUCUUUGGCUUCUCGAAGGAGAAGAAAACUGUCGGACGGAGAGAGAGAGACGAAGCCAAUCAUCAUCGCCACUUGUUCUGCUCUUUGAGAUAUUCAAAAUCCUCCGUCUCUAGAUAAUUCCAGAUCAAGAGGAUCGUCAUCAGCUGUUUCGUUAGUGGUGGUGGGAAGGUGAUAGGAUAUGGCGCAGGAGCAGGGAGAUGCGGUGGUUGAGAGCGUCGAGCCGAAUGGUUCCGCUGCUGCUGCCGUUGCCGCAACUGCAACCCCUGAUAGCGUGAAGAAGAAGCAAAAGGGGUUCUUUUCGCGUUUAUGGAAUGGGAUAUUCAGGGUUAGAGGCGACGAUUUCGAGAAGAGACUUCAAUACAUCUCAAGGGAAGAAGCGACUGUCUUAUCAAGGAUGAAGCGUAGAUCGAUUACAUGGAGAAAACUCACGAGAAAUCUCAUUGUUUCUUCUGUAUUAUUCGAGAUUAUUGCUGUGGGUUAUGCCAUUGUGACAACCAGAACGGAAGAUUUGGAUUGGAGAAUGAGGAGUUUCCGGAUAUUGCCAAUGUUUCUCCUACCUGCUCUGUCUGCUCUUGCUUAUUCCUCUAUCGUCAGCUUCUCUAAGAUGUUUGACCGCAGAGAUCAAAAGACCUUGGAAAAGCUUCGAGCUGAAAGGUUGGCUAAAAUCAAUGAGCUUAAAGAGAGGACCAAUUAUUACACUACACAGCAACUUAUUCAGAGAUAUGACCCGGACCCAGCUGCAAAGGCAGCUGCUGCAACUGUCCUGGCAUCCAAGUUGGGUGCCGAUUCAGGAUUAAAAGUAUUUCUAGGAGAUGAAUCCCAACUCGAUCCAUCCUCGGGCAAGAGCAAUGAUAUGGAGGUUAACCAAUCACGUGGGUUGAGGAAUCGAAGACAACCAAAAACUAGAACCCACGGUUCUGGGAGCACUUCAGCACAUCAUUCUGAUGAUGAGUCUCACCAUUCCGGAACAAGCGAGAAAUUUCCAGGCACCACAGAGCAAAACCAGCAGAUGUUGGUUGAGCAUUACAGUCCGCAGGGUUAUGCUGCUCAUGAUGGCAGUUGGAUCUCACGCAUUGCGGCGCUCCUCGUGGGAGAAGAUCCCACACAAUCAUUUGCACUCAUUUGUGGAAAUUGUCAUAUGCAUAACGGACUUGCUAGGAAAGAGGAUUUUGCAUACAUAACAUACUAUUGCCCUCAUUGCAACGCUCUGAACAAACCAAAGCAUUCUGAGGAGAAUGCACUUCUUCCUGCUGUUACAGCUUCACCGAUCACAGACUCCAUGCCAUUGAUUGAAACCAGCGAAGUGGUUAAUAGCAGCAGCUCGAGCAGUGAACGUGGAAAUAGUCCCACUCCAGAAAUAAAAGAAGAAGCUACAAUUACUGAGACUGGGACACCAAGCUGAGGAAGACAAAGACCCAGUGAGCUGAAGAAGAAGGCUUUCUUGUAUUGGUGCUACAGAAAAGAGAUUGUGUGUGCGUGUGUUUGUGGAUGUGAGUACUCGUUCAGGUAAAUUUAUGCUAUGAAUUACUAAUAUCUGAAGCUGCUUACAGUUUUGAUUCUGGUCUGUUUCUAUACGACAAGACGAUAGGGUUUUGGUGGGUAAAUAUGCGAUUAUCGUUGACGAUGAUUGUUAUACGUUUUGGGGGUUUAAAUCUUCUUACUUCUCUUCUCUUUACCUUUACAUAUCUUCUCUGUUUUUGUUAAUGUGUUCACUCUUGAAAGUUGAAAUCAUUUUCGAUUUUAAUAUUACAAGCCUAAAGUUUCCUCA